UUUGAAAUAUGGUGUCAGCACUCAAAUAAUAAAUUUUAAUGGUUGAUUCUAAUACUGCUAAAAAGAGCAAAAGAGUAUCGUUGAGUCCGAUAUCUGUCGAAUUUUUAAAGUCACGUUCAAACUAUUUCGACAGGUGAUGUAGAGAUCGCAGAGUACGAGUAACAAAUAUGAAAACCAACGAUCUCAAUGUUGCACACACGUGUCGUCGUUGUCAAGUAGCGAUUGGCCAUUUCAAAACGCGCCAUUUUAGUUCUACAAUUGACCCGCUAUAAAAAGCCGAUGUACUCGCCAGUUCAUGUCGCAGAUUAUUCUGAUCUUGAAACAGUUUGCACUCGCUGAAAAUCUCAUCAUGAGUUUCAAGGUAUUGAGCAUCUUGGCGUUGGUCGUCCUGGUUUGCGUCCUCACGACGACAGCCGAUCCAGCAGCACCGGAGGAACAAGCUACGGAAAUCGCCCACCAGCACAAGAAAUCGGAACGCGGAUGGAAGAAGAAGCAUGCGGCUGUUGAGAGGCACAACUUUACCCGAACUCAUUACCACCACGCCAGGAAGAUGAAGGAAGAAAAUGAAUCCGUGAAGGAAACGGUGAAAACCAAAAGAGACGCCGAAGACAAAGUCUUUCCGUUCAAUUUCGGCAAGUGGUGGAAAAACUUUAAACCCGCCAUCAAGGUAGCAGCUCCUGCAGCUCCCGUUCCGGCCGAGGAACUUUCGACCCAGGAAGACCUCGAGUCUGUUGUAGUGGAGGUGGGUGAUCCCGAUUCUCCUGCUGAGGAAGUCGAACUGGCUCCCGUUCCGCCUCCUCGACCUUGGUCUCGACCUUGGUGGUGGUUUUGAACCGGAUAAGAUGGUGGAAUGACGAGGCCGCUAUCGCAGUCGAGGAGCCAAUUGCAAUCACCGUCGAAUCAUUUUUGUAAUCAACAGUAUUCGAUGGUCGACUGAGUUAUGCGUUUCAUUUCGUUUGUUAUGAUUUUGAUAGCCAUCUGUGUAGGCCUACUACUUGCUUCUCUCAAUAUAUAAUCAAUUGCAUCAGA
Daphnia pulicaria is the source of this 1029-nucleotide messenger RNA. RefSeq lists its product as uncharacterized. Bases 296 to 832 code for a protein of 178 amino acids. The record is from RefSeq and is a predicted model, not a curated record. Lineage: Eukaryota; Metazoa; Arthropoda; Branchiopoda; Diplostraca; Daphniidae. The transcript has 3 exons.